Xiphias gladius (swordfish) is the source of this 3850-nucleotide messenger RNA. RefSeq names its product ephrin-A5b (gene efna5b). Gene Ontology annotation, biological process: regulation of cell-cell adhesion; ephrin receptor signaling pathway; regulation of actin cytoskeleton organization. Bases 1075 to 1764 code for a protein of 229 amino acids. The transcript has 5 exons. Lineage: Eukaryota; Metazoa; Chordata; Actinopteri; Istiophoriformes; Xiphiidae. Gene Ontology annotation, cellular component: external side of plasma membrane; plasma membrane. Gene Ontology annotation, molecular function: ephrin receptor binding. The record is from RefSeq and is a predicted model, not a curated record.
CAAACCCACUCUCUCAGUCGGCGUCUGGAGCUACCCGCUUUUGCCCUCACCACCCUGCGUGUCCCGGCGUUUUACACCCAAACACAAGAAAGAGGAAGUCUAAACGGCACGCACAUGGGAGAACGCGAGGUUUUUUCCAUUCCCGCACGUCGCACGAUGGCUUAUAUAUGAGGAGGACACUUUGGGAUGUGGACAUAAACAAGCGUCUCCACGGAGAGAAGUGCAUGAGAAAAAACGACGCUGACCGUCGUCUCCGACACCGAGAGAGACUCCUCCCCACCUCGGCCGUGACACCUCCGGUAAAUCGCUGAGAAAGGAUAACAGUGUUUUUUCACGCUGGAGACGAAAAGACCCAGUCACCCACUGCGAUUCAAAUGCCAGUGACUGACAGACUGUAUGGCUUUAAAAAGUUGCCUGGAGAACGGGGACAUCUGACGUGCGCCACACGGCGUCAUUGGACACAUCGAGCCCCCCUCUCUCUCUCUCCCCCUCUCUCUCUCUUCUCCAUCACAUCUCCGACUGACUAAUCCCCUGCGCUUUGGGUUUGGAGUAAGGAGAAGUGUUCUGCAGUUGUCAUUUGCCCUGACACUGGCUACAUCCAGUAGCUCCCUGCAGAAGGGGGACAAUAUCCCAUCGUAGAAGACACUGCCUGUUGUGCUGCGCGUUUGUGUGUGCUGAUCCCACUGUUUGUGCAUUAGAGGGAGAGAGAUUUUGUCAGCCCACCGAGGAUUUGUGGAGCUGACACCCCUGCAUGAAUUUAAGCCCGUGGUUCAUCUGGACCCUCGCCCUGCAUCCGAGAGAAAACGCAGUGACGCGUUGGUUUUGCAACUUUACAUUUCGCUCAGCCCGAACAAGUGUCACCUCAGGUGUCCCCGUGAAUGGUCACAGCUCUGCUAUUUCCUUGGCGUUGUCUGUGCUGUGAGCAUUUGCAUUUGUGUAGCCCUCACAAACUGCGCCAGAAACGCACGGCCACAUGUGAGCGAGACUCGUCACCUGUCCCGGUUGAAGCACUCGCACAACUCGACUGUCUGACCCACACUGAAGAGGAAUACGUGCCGAAGUUUAGCUGUAGUGAUGCUGCAAGUGGAAAUGGUCCUCUUUGUCUGCCUGGUGCUGUUGAUGUGUGUCUUUAGCCAGGAGCCCAGCUCCAAAGUGGUGGCCGACCGCUAUGCCGUCUUCUGGAACCGGACCAACACCAAGUUCCAUCGUGGAGACUACCACAUUGACGUGUGCAUAAAUGACUACCUGGAUGUCUACUGUCCUCACUAUGAAGACACAGUGCCUGAGGAGCGGACAGAGCGCUAUGUCCUCUACAUGGUCAACUACGAUGGCUACAGCACAUGCGACCACACCUCCAAGGGCUUCAAACGCUGGGAGUGCAACAGGCCGCACUCCCCGAAUGGACCGCUCAAGUUUUCAGAGAAGUUCCAGCUCUUCACUCCCUUCUCCUUGGGCUUUGAGUUCAGACCGGGCAGAGAAUACUACUACAUCUCCUCCACCAUCGCUGAGAACGGGAGGAAAACAUGCCUGAAGCUCAAAGUUUUCGUCCGACCAUCAACCAGCUGUGUGAAAACUAUAGGCGUACAUGACCGUGUUUUUGAUGUAAACGACAAAGUAGACAAUACAUUAGAACCGAGAGACGAUACCAGUCAUGAACCAGCUGAGCCCUCCCGAAGUGAAACAAAUGCUGUGCCACAUCUGCAGAAAACAAGUCCACUCCUGGCUUUGUUGCUGGUCUGCCUAGCAGCACUCUUCACUUUAUAGCGCCUCCCUCUGUCCUGGAGGGCAUUUACACCUAGCGUGGCCUGAAUCUGCCCGGGGCUGCAGGGAAGGGGUUUGGGUUGGUGUUUGCUUGAUUGGGCAUCAGAGCAGGCUUCUCAAGGAACCCUCUAUUUUUUUCAGAAAAAUAUUUAAGUGGUCUUUCUCCGUCUGUGGGUGAAAAAAGUUGAUGUUGGAAGGGGGAGAGACAGUCCCCCCUCUUAAAACUUCAACUCAGAUGCCAAAUCUCGUUUUUUGAUGCUUAGUGAUUCUUAUUUUCCCGUGACUUGACAUCCCUUUACAUCAGGUUUAUGUCAUUGCAGCACUGAUGUUUAUCCACACACACACACACACACACACACACACACACACACACACACACACACACACACACACACACACACACACACACACACACACACACACUGCUUAGAGAGUCAAAUACAAAAAUGCCUCUACACUAACUGUCAAUAGCAGUAGGGUUUUUACAAAGUUGUAUACAGUAGCAGCAUUACACAGUAGGAAAGUGAAGAUUCUAGGUCUUAGAAAUGACUGUACAUACACAAAUAGGUAUCCCGAGACCUCUCAAGAAGCCUUUCAGAAAAUGUUUUGAUCAAGCUCUGCUGGGUCAUGAUAAACAGACUUUUUGCACCCCCAUUUCACUAGAACGUGCAGUACAAAGCUGAAAGUUGAAGAUGUAGGACAAAAGAAGAGUAAUGGUUUUAAGCAGAGGUCGGACUGGAAACCACAGCACUGAGAAAUACGUACAUGGCAUGCACCUUAGCCCACUGAUCUUCAGACUGUCCUGGUAUAACGAGAGUGCCCAAUUUUCUCUUGAAUAUAAAGUGUGUAUAGAUGGAUAAGCCACUUAGAGAUUGAGUGAGGUAACAUAAUACCUAGGGAACCAUAGGGCAACUUUUUCUUGUCCUCCUUCAUGAAGAGUGUGAUCGGCAAAACACCUCUCAAAGCAUUUGGUUCAAUCUGACUCACAAAACAUCUAAAUUGAAACUUUCUCACCAGAUACGUUGUGUGGACUGUUAUUUAGAUCAAGGAUCAAUAUCUUUUGAAAGCUGAUCACACAAUUUCACGGCAAUGGUCACAGUCAUUUUAUGCUAUGUUUACUAAGCUGUGCAGCAAUUCUUGUCUGUUCCAUUUGAGUAUUAGUCAAUAUUAACACUCCCAUAAACAUUUGCAUCUACAGCUUUUUUCCUUAACUAUUGAUUGUUAAAGUGAUUUGUUUUAAAAAUGAUUCACAUCUAAAUUGGACACUUUAUUUUUUUCUAAACCAUUAAGUUAUUUUACUUUGCCAGUGGUGUCUCCAAACAUUGUCUUUCACAUUGCAGACACUGUAAACUUUGUAUUUUUGUACUGUCUGAAGUCCACUUAAAUAAGAACAAUAACAGGGGUCAUGGGAAGCCAUUUGAAAAAAAAAAACCUCACUUCACAGUGCCAUACUUUUUCCUCGCCUCUUUGUCCUAUAGGGAUUACUACAGCUUUGAAUCAUGCUUGUCAAACAAUAGUUAGCUGGUUUUCACAUUCAGUUUAUUAGAGCAGUUAGUGCAGCAUUUAAAGGACUGAUGCAUAGCUCCAAUUAGUUGAAAACACACUGCGUGAAGAGAGAAACUAUCCAUUUAAUUCAAGGCAAUGCACAGCUCUGUUUAGUCUAGCCAGGUUUAUGUUAGCACUUAAAUUCAAAGGAAUUCACUGUGUUAUAAUGAUAUUUAGCUAGCUUCCUUCAGCUCCCACAGAUGCACAUGGUGAGUUAGCAUAAUGAAAGCUAUUAGGUCUUUUUCAAACUGGGGGGGCUUGUGUCUUUGCUUUCAAAGAAGUACAGACAGAUAGAGGAAUUAACUAUGCUGAAACUGACUUCCUUUCAGAGCUUGGUUUUGUAUGAGACAUAGGGCCCUGAUUGGUUUGGAAAGACACACAGAGAGAAAUAGAGCAACAAAAGGAGCGCAGGCGCAAUUGCAUGUCCACCCUUAGCUCCUAGUUGUACUGGUUUAAGUGACUCUUUAAUGAGGUUCAAAAUGACAGGCAUGCGGACCCCAUGUUAUGGCAAGGGGAGUUAUUUCUGGUAUUAAAAAUAGAUGGU